AUGCUGCACGUAACCCUGCCGCCGCGGGUUCAGCGGCGCUUGCCGUUCCAGGCAGGCGGGCGAGUUCUCGGGGAGGCUGAGUACAAGAACAUGCGCGCGCGCGCCUGCUGUCGACCUGCAGAUUUUAACGCGUGUCUCUUCUCGGCAAGAGCUUCGCCUUUCACCAAGAGAAGAGGGACAAACGUCGCCCCGCGGCGUGUCUCUGCUCCCGCCGCGCUCGCCCUCAGGGACAUCGACUGCGGCGGAGAAGGCCGUGGAGCCCGAGGAGACGGAAACGAGGAAAGUUGCAGCCGUCGGGUCGCGGAGGCGUGUGCAGGGGAUUCGCGAACAAGGCGCAGGCCGCGAGGGGAGACGGCGCGCGUGUCCCCCCUGCCUGUGGAGAGUGAGAGCCGAGCUGCGCUGGAUGAGAUCGCCAUGGAAAAGGCAAGAGAAACGUCACAUGAGCAUCUUCUUCUCUCGCAUUUGUCAAGCGAACGCACUGCCGAGCAGCGCAGUUCCGAGGUAGCUGCUGGACCUUCAUCGCCGCUGGAAAGCCCCGCGCCCCUGGCCGCCUCUGCCGCUUCAAACUCCCAGGCACCUGCUUCGGAACCCGCAGGCGCAUCCGCCUCCGCUCCAGACACAGCGCAUGGUGAAGGACAAGCUUCAGGCUGUGCUGCCUCAGAGCCUGCGUCUCCUCCGCGGACGGAGUCUUUCCUUCGACAGCGACGACCCCCUUCCCUGCGGCUCCUGUUGCUCGUGUUCUGCUGUGGCAGCCUCGCUGCGUUUUCCUCCGUCCUGGGCAAGCUCGCUCUGGAUUUCCACUCUGACGCUCCGCUCGUUCGCGCCUCUCUUUUCCUCACCACUUUCCUCGCGCCUUCGCUCACGCCGCCCCCCGCCGAGCGGGUCUCGCGCGCGUUCCCUGCGCCAGGAGACAGCGAGGGCUCCCCAAAGGCCGGAGACCUGACGCGAGAAGACGGUCCCUUCAGCGGCGCCGAACGGCAGACGCACUCUGUUGGAGCGGAGGGCCCUGCAGGUUCCGCUGCGCUGCCAGAGGAGGAGGCCGGCGAAGGUGACGCGUUUUCUCGCGCGCGCCUUCCUUCGUCUCUCCUCUCUCUCCUGCACGCGGUUGCCACGAACUGCGUGUUUGGAGGGUGUGGGAAGCGCGACUGGCAGGCAGGGGUCAAGACGCCGCUUGACGCUGCCGCCCGGGACACGGCAUCUUUUUCUUUUUUGCGCUUCUCCUUCCCUGCCGGCAUUUCGCAGUUUUUCUCGGCGCCCUGCGAAGGCGUUCUGCGGCUGCCUUGCGGCCUGCUGCUGCUUCUCGCCGCCCUGCGCCUGGGUACGCUUCUGGUCAUGGUUUUCUCCAACACACUGCUUCUGCACUGUCACUUUCUGGCGCUGUUUGAGUCGUCCAACGCGUUCAUUCCCUCCGUCCUGACCUUCGUGUUCAACUUCCUGCUCUCGGGCCUCUUUUCGCUCCUCGUCUUCCGUGAGGCCCUCUCCGUGCGCUGGCUGGCGGGCGCGCUAUCCAUGCUUACUGGCGUCGUUCUCUUGAUGAGUGGAAACCGUGAGAACAGCGAAUCCGCGCUCCAGAGACGAAACUCUCAAGACGUGAUUGACGCGUCCGAAAAGAAAGAUCAGUGA
This is a messenger RNA of Besnoitia besnoiti, 1623 nucleotides long. RefSeq lists its product as uncharacterized. The coding region runs from base 1 to 1623 and encodes 540 amino acids. Lineage: Eukaryota; Apicomplexa; Conoidasida; Eucoccidiorida; Sarcocystidae. The record is from RefSeq and is a predicted model, not a curated record. The transcript is spliced from 3 exons.